Messenger RNA from Amphibalanus amphitrite, 3436 nucleotides. RefSeq names its product semaphorin-1A-like. The coding region runs from base 73 to 2364 and encodes 763 amino acids. Gene Ontology annotation, biological process: negative chemotaxis; negative regulation of axon extension involved in axon guidance; axon guidance. The record is from RefSeq and is a predicted model, not a curated record. NCBI's taxonomy places the organism in Eukaryota, Metazoa, Arthropoda, Thecostraca, Balanomorpha, Balanidae. The transcript has 15 exons. Gene Ontology annotation, molecular function: semaphorin receptor binding; chemorepellent activity.
GUUUCAGUGAUGCGCUGCUAGACCGUCUCCGCACCACAGCUCGAUCUCCCGUGUCUGCCCGCCCGCCGCGCCAUGGCGGUCCCGUCACUGAGCUGUCUGCUGGUGCUGGCCGGUCUGUCCGCGGCCUCCGCCCUCUGGCAGGAGGACCUGACGCCCCGGCGAUACGUCCCACUCGAUGAGCGGAGCAUGCUGAGGUUCGCCGGUAACGUCUCGCAUAAGGACCACUUCCGACUGCUGGAGAACGACGGCAGCUCGCUGCUCAUCGGCGCCAGGAACAUCGUGUUCAACAUCAGUCUGACGGACCUGACGGAGCGGCGCGAUGAGCGACUCGAGUGGCACUCGGAGCCGCAGGACGUCCAGCUCUGCAUCAUGAAGGGACUCGACGAGGAGGCGUGCCACAACUACAUCCGUGUGCUGGCCAAGCGGGGGGACGACCAGCUGUUCGUAUGUGGCACCAACUCCUACAAGCCCAAGUGCCGCCACUACCAGAAGCACCCGGACGUCGGCUACCUGCCCAAGGGAGGCCAGCGGGACGGUCGCGGCCUCUGCCCGUACGACCCCAACCACAACAGUACUGUCACGUUCGUCGACGGAGAAACGUACGCCGGAACCGUGGCUGACCUGGCCAGCUCCGACCCUCUCAUCUACCGGGACAAGCGGCCGCUGAGAACCGACAAACUCGAGCUCAAACAGCUCAACGCUCCGAGUUUCGUGGGCUCGAUGGACUACGGCGAUCACGUGUACUUCUUCUUCCGAGAGACGGCCGUCGAGUACAUCAAUUGCGGAAAGCGGUCCUACUCUCGGGUGGCACGAGUGUGUAAGAAGGACAGAGGCGGUCCUUACAAGUACAAGAACAAGUGGACGUCGUUCCUCAAGUCACGCCUCAACUGCUCCAUCCCCGGAGAAUAUCCGUUCUACUUUGAUGAAAUUCAGUCGAUUUCGACGGUGCAGAGCGGCGUGUACGGCGGCCGGCCCGAGGAGGUGCUCUACGCCGUCUUCACCACGCCCGUCAACAGCAUCCCCGGCUCGGCCAUCUGCGCCUUCCGCAUGGCCGACCUGGUCGACACGUUCGCCGGCGCCUUCAAGCACCAGGAGGACAUGAACUCCAACUGGCUGCCGCUCAAGAACUCGCAGGUGCCCAGUCCGCGACCUGGCCUGUGCGUCAACGACUCUCGCCAGCUGUCGGACGCGCACCUCAACUUCAUCCAGUCGCACCCGCUGAUGGACGGCGCCGUGCCGUCGCUGCACGGCCGGCCGCUGCUGGCGCGCACCAGCCUGCGGCACCGCUUCACCAAGAUUGCCGUGGACCCGCAGGUGCAGGCUGCCGACGGAACACUCUACGAUGUGCUCUUCAUCGGAACAGACAACGGCCGGGUGCUGAAGGCGGUGAACGCCGCCUCUGGCUCCGGCACGGUGCGCGCCGAGCCCGUGCUCAUCGAGGAGCUCGAGGUGCUGGCCAACGGCGCGGCCAUCACCAACCUGCUGGUCUCGCGCCAGCCGGACGCGCCGCCGCGCCUGAUCGUCGUCACCGAUGACGAAGUGCGCGCGCUGCCGCUGCACCGGUGCGGCGACAAGGCGUUGCGCUGCGCCGACUGCGUGCGCCUGCAGGACCCGUACUGCGGCUGGGAGGCGGCCGGGCAGCGGUGCGCGCCCGUCGACUCGCCCGCCUGGCCCGAGGGCGUGGCCGUGGUGCAGAACGUCAGUCACGGCGUCCACCCGCACUGUCCGCCCAGUCCAGAUCGGGAACCGAAAAUUCUCUACCAGGAGGCAACGACUCCUCCCAGCACGGCGUCCAGUCCUCCGGAACCGUGUGUCUGCGGCUCCGGGUCGGCUCCGGCUGGCUCCGGGCAGGACUCCGACUCGGACUCGGAUUCCGACGUCCGGCUAGAACGAGGUCGGUAUAACGCGCUGGAGCGAGGCCAUAAGGUACUGGACAUUCUGGAGCAGCCGAAGGCGUCGUACCCGGGCGCUGAGUCCCAGUUUGUGACCGGUGUGGAGCCGGCCGUCUACUCGGCCGAGACGCUGGCCGUCGCCGUGGUCACCACCUGCCUACUGGCCAUGGUGAUCGGGUUUCUGGCCGGCUGGCUCUUCUCUCGACGCUGCUGGCGAAUGCGCAAUGAACCCUACUACGAAACUCCGCACCUGGAUCACCAGUCCAAGAUGAAACAGCUAGAGACGGCGGCCGCCCAGGGCAAGCCUGAUAACAGGUGUGACCAGAAUUUCUUGAACACCGAACCUCCGUCAGUGCUGCUCAGCAAACAGAUCAACUUGGUGGUCAACCAGACCAAGAACAGCAACGGCAAGAACGCCAACUCGGCCGCCGAUAACAAGCCGCUGCAGAAAGUGCGCAAAAUGUACUUGUAGUGCGCACCGCCGGCAGCGCAGCGCCCCUAGCGGUGAACUGUGGAACUAGAGCGGCCGGUCCGCCAGCGCAGUGCAGUGGACGCUAUUGGUGGGCGGGCGGUGGCGCCGCCGGCGGGGACUGGCGACACUCGAGCUUCAGCUGCCGGCCACCAGGGGUGGAGCGGCCGGGCGCCGCGCCGACCGGCAUGGCCAGGAGUGGUGAACGGCGCACACUGCAGCUGCAUUACGAGUUCUGUACAAAUGUAGAUAGCGCGACCGAGGCCAUGUUGUUAUUGUUGAUCGUGUUGGUGUCCGCCGAAGAGAUCUUUAUCGUCUAGCUCGUCGAGGAGCCGAGCGCCAGCCGCGCGCUGCGUGCGGUCGUGUGCCAUUGGAGAUUAUGCCGCGUGUAAUCCAUGUCCAUCUCGCGUUAAUCAUGCCCAUCAUCCCGCCGCUGUCAUCUCACCUCAUUCAGCUCGUGGCUCCGACGCCGGCGUGGGGCCAGGCAUGUCCGUGAUGCUCUGUUGUGGUGACAGUAUGCUGCGUGACGUUGAAGUGUGACGAUAGGGUGUCUGUUGUGGCGUGGUGAUUCGAGGCGCCCUUCUAUUGGGCUGAAUGCCUUGCCCUUUUCCCCCGCCGACUCACGUUGACUAUCAUUAUUUUUGGGCCUUUUGGCUCGUUUUUGACAGAUUCCUGAAGAUGAGACAAUAAUGUGGAAAAUAUCGGCUCCGGGUCUGAGGGCUAUUUAUUUGUUUUAGCGCACUAUUGUGUGCAAAUUGACCAUUUUUUUGUGACUGCUCUGCUUCGUUUCGAUCCGAUGACGUCAUUUACAAUCGGCGUGCUGCGUGUGACUGCGUCCGGAGCAUACCUCCGACCUCCGCCCCGCGGUCCGACCGAUACAGGUGAUCAGACCUGUGCCUUGACAUGUAUGUAGAGCGAGUGUUAAUGCCGAACGAUAGACUGCAGAGAGUGAUGAGUGACUAGUACGAGUGUCAGACCGAGCGCAUUUUACAGUCUAUUAUUUUCAGACAUAGUGCUUUAUGUAUUGUGUAUUGUGUAAAUAACGUGAAACAUCAAUAUAAAUGUGUAAUACCGA